This is a messenger RNA of Cladophialophora psammophila CBS 110553, 1866 nucleotides long. RefSeq lists its product as uncharacterized. The record is from RefSeq and is a predicted model, not a curated record. Bases 1 to 1866 code for a protein of 621 amino acids. The transcript has a single exon. Gene Ontology annotation, molecular function: oxidoreductase activity, acting on CH-OH group of donors; flavin adenine dinucleotide binding. Lineage: Eukaryota; Fungi; Ascomycota; Eurotiomycetes; Chaetothyriales; Herpotrichiellaceae.
AUGUCCCCAACAAUUGGAGAUGACGCAUGUUAUUCGUUCCACGAUGCCCAUGCAUUCAUGGAACAUGAGUACGACUUCCUCAUCAUUGGUGGCGGCACCGCUGGCCUUGUUCUUGCAAACCGACUCAGCAACGAGCCGCGCUUCGCUAUCGGUGUACUGGAAGCAGGGGUAAGUCAUCUCAAUGACCCACUAGUUGAUAUCCCGGCUAUGGCGACAGCGAUGGCCGGCGAUAAAGACUAUGAUUGGCACUUUGUUACUGCCCCCCAAGGACCCAAGGGCCUUCAAUGCCAUUUGCCUCGCGGUCGCAUGCUCGGCGGAUCAAGUGCAAUCAACUGGAUGGUCUAUACACGCCCUUCGCGUCAGGAUUUUGACGACUGGGCGUCCUUGGUGGGAGAUCCCUCUUGGGCAGCCGCCAGCAUGAAGAAGUAUCUGUUGAGGCAUCAGACCCUCGAACCGCUAGAUGAUGCCCUCACUGAGCGCACUGGUAUCGCCUAUCUCGCAGAGAACCACGGCCUGGAAGGACCUAUCCAUACCGGCUUCAACACCCUCCCUGUAACGCCUCUCGAGGAAGCUGUGUAUCACGCCGGCAUGGAAGCCAGCGGGCUGUGUGCCCCGCUUAUCGACCCCUGGGCCGGAGACCAUCUGGGAUUUUAUCGCAGUCUGGGCACCAUAUAUCGCUCUGGGCCGAACAAAGGCAAGAGAAGUUAUGCCGCCAGGUCGUACCUGGAACCAGUGCUUGACCGGCCAAACCUGCAUGUUCUUUGCAAUGCCCACGUGACCAAGAUCCAGCUGCACGGUAGCAUGGUCGUGGGGGUAGAGAUUGACCACUUAGGAGAGCAUUACCUUGUCAAAGCCAAGCGAGAAGUUCUCCUUUGUGCCGGUGCUCUGUCGUCUCCGCACAUUCUUCAGCUCUCAGGGAUAGGAGAUCGCGAGGUGCUCGAGAAAGCUGGAAUAGAGUGCAAGAUUGAGUCACCGUAUGUGGGCGAGAAUUUGCAAGACCACCCAGCCAUGAUUGUUUCUUAUGAGUUGAAGCGAGGGGUCAUCUCUGCGGACGCGAUGAAAGAUGAAAAGGUGCAGCGUGCGGCUCUGGAGGAGUACCACAAGCAAGGUGAUGGACCCUUGGCAAGCAUUAACAGCAUCCAAGGCUUCGUCCCUGUCCUGCCGCUGUUGAACGACAAUGACUUGGAAGAGAUCAGCCGAAGCGUCGAGUCACAACCGGGCGAGUCUUCAUUCCAGAAGGCCCAACGACAACACGUCCUGAGGCAAAUCAAAAACGCCCAGUCGGCAUUUAUUCACGUGUCGCCGACUCCAGUGACUGUGGACUGCUAUGCAGAAGGCGCUUUUGCCGAUCAAUCAAAGGUGUUUGUCAAGGCACUUCCUGAAGGAGCGCCGCACGGUUUUGGUUUUGCCGUCGGCCUGCAGUACACUUUUGCACAAGGGUGGGUGCAUGCGACAUCCAACGAUCCGUACGCCCAACCAGAAAUCAAUCAAAAUAUGCUGGGACACCCGGCCGAUAUAGUCACGGCAUCUGCUGCUUUAGAGUUUGUUCAGAUGCUGGUUGACAUUCCAUCAUUGAAGGAUCUGAUCGCCCGACGCACCUACCCUGGCGAAGAGCAGUAUGAUUUGCACAAGCAGGAGGACCGGCGCGAGCAUGCGAAGGGGGUCUGGGCGGCGCAGUAUCAUCUUUGUGGAAGCUGUGCGAUGGGAGAAGUGGUGGACACGAGGCUGAGAUUCAAGGGCGUCGAGGGCUUGAGGGUUGUGGACGCCAGCGUUUUCCCAAACCAUGUCAGUGGUAACAUCCAGAGUAGCGUGUACAUGAUCGCGGAGAAAGCAGCCGAUAUGAUCCUGGAAGACAAUCUGGGUUGA